AUGCGGGAGCGCCGAUAUUCCCGCUGCCGGAAUUUGCGUCCACUGAAGCGCCGCCUAUGGCUGCACUAUGGAAAGCACCGGAAGGCGUGCACUCUGCUUCUGCUGCUGCUGAUUCAGGUAUUGGGCUUCCUCGCGUACGAGUUGUCCGCGAAGAACGUGAGGUACACGAGGACUGGCCCCGCUAUGGACAGUAAUGGGGCGCAAAUCAUAUUUUUUGGUGAAACUCAGCCACGUGACGCGGCGGCGCUCGGGGGUCUGACCACCGCCGUGCGGAAGUACACCCCCGCAGAGCUAGAGGCCGAGUACGGGGACAUGGACUUCAUCUACACCUUUGUGAAUGGCACGGAGCGCGAUCACGCCUUUCGCCGCCUGCUAUAUCAUAGGUGCCUGAAUGAGAUUAUGCACGCGGAGGAGGUCUUUUACACGCGUCGCAAAGUAUUGGUGCUGCCGUGUACCAAGCGGGGUUUUUUUCCCCGCGCGGAAACUGUUCGAGGGCUGUUAAAAAAAAUGGGAGGCGCCGCCGCCAGGGCACCCUCUGCUCGCGACCGCGAACGUGACGAGCUGCGGUAUAGCAUCCGAAGUGUGGAGCAGCACAUCCGGUGGCACCGCGGGCGCCUGAUCAUUGUCUCCCCCGGUCACUAUCCCAGCUGGGUGGAUCAGGCGAAGAACUUCAUGUGGAGUGCCCUCACGUCCAACCUGGGGCCCCACAUGCGGGGCCGGCACGCCCGCAUCACCACAGUGCACCAGGAUGCACUGAUGCCGUACGGCAUGCGUCUCACCGUGGACUCGCACACCAUUGAGAUGCAGCUCUUUCGCGUGCGCAACAUCACACCCAUUCAUCUCUUUCUUAACGACGACUACUUCAUCAACGGUGAGGUGGAGGUAAACCACCUGCUCAACGAAAACGGCGGCACCUACGUGCGCACAGAGCACGGCAUGCUGCAGAAGGCGGUCAACGGCGCGAAUGGAACAUCCUGGAGCGACGGGGUGCGGCACACAAACCUCUUCAACACGAUGGAGCUUGAUAUCCACAAGGAGGAUCACCUACCGCACAAUAUUCUCGAACGCUGGCAGGCGGCAGGGUACGACCCUGCGUACAACAUUCCGGUUGCCUCUGGAGAUCAGCUUAUCCACACCGCGCGUGACCAUCCGCCGAACACGCUCCCCAAGAAAGCCACGCCGCAACGACCACGUUUUUAUGCCACACACGCACCGUUUGUGUAUUGUACGCGGAUGUUUGAGUUUCUCAACACGAGGUACGAGCUGGAGAUUGCCCACAACACCCUGCAGCACCGCGGACGGAUGGCGCGUGACCUCUUCACGCCCUUUGUAUACAACGCCUUUAUCAUGGCCCGCCCGUGGCAGUCCUCGCCGCGGUUCCUGCCGUACCUCACCGCACUGCAGUUGAACCGGAUGAAGAAUUUAGGGGUCCCCAAACCGCCGCCGCUGCAUAUUCUCCUGGACAACAAGGAUGCCUGCGCCCCCGCCACGCUACUGCGACAACCGGCAUCAGAAGCCAUGUAUGCAAAGUUCGUAGACAACUUGGAGAAGAACAAACGUGUCAUUCACUCACUGGAGAUGAAUAAACCGCUUUUUUUCAACAUUAACGACGAGUUCCGCGAGGUGAACAGCAGCUUGCAGCUUCAGGUAUUCCUUGCCAGCGUCUUUCAAAAGCCGGCGCUCCUUGAACGCACCGCCGCUGAGACAAACGACAGCGCCCCGUAUUUUACCGCAUUUCAGGAACUUAUGAAACUUCCCCUAGUCAUCUUUGCCUCAUACAGGGAAGCGCUCUGUCCCCUUAUCCGCAGCCUAAAGCUUGCCAUGCCGCAGUUUACCGGCCAGGUGAUACUGGUGCUAGAAGAGGGCACAGCGGAGGAAAACAAGGAUAAUCUUGAGACGAUGCGACAACGGCUAAAUCAUAGGGUAAUAAGUGCAAUGCCUGUGGUGCUGUGUACGUUUAGCGGGAAUGUGAAAGAAGUCACCGUGUCCCCCAAGCUACAGAUCAGUGAGGCGGUGCAACAGGCCCUUGGCACCGUACCGAACUCCACCAAAACACCUGUGCUGCUGCCAGAGGACUACAUUGGUGGUAGUCAGGUGAAGGUGGCUGCGCUUGCUAUUGAUGCCCGUACAAGACACCUUCUUGACAGCGUUGCGGCGCUCACGCGGGCCAUUGAGGUGCCGGCUCAGUCUUUGGCACUUGAGGACUUUGAGCUUGCAGCUCCGACGGAUUCAAAUGGCUCCGUUUUGGUGCUCUCACGCGAAGACGCAAAGCGGAAGGCGAUACACUGGGUGAACGGCGCCUCGGAAACGGACCUGUUGAUCACCUUUCCGCUGCCGUAUGCGCGUUAUGAAGACCUCGACGCACCCAUAACGUGGUCUUUUAGAAAAUAA
Molecule: messenger RNA, 2391 nt
Organism: Trypanosoma rangeli
Lineage: Eukaryota; Euglenozoa; Kinetoplastea; Trypanosomatida; Trypanosomatidae
Product: putative ATP-dependent chaperone
Exons: 1
Coding region: 1-2391 (796 amino acids)
Cellular component (GO): Golgi apparatus
Molecular function (GO): transferase activity, transferring phosphorus-containing groups
Source: RefSeq, a predicted model, not a curated record